CAAAUCAGUACACCAGUCUAAUUUCUGAAUUCCUACACAAAGCUGGCUCUCUUCAGGAUCUGUAAAUGAAAGGUCACAGCCCAGAGUAGCAGAUGAUGUGGGUAAUAGCCAGCAAAGAUAUCAGUAUUUGAAGCCUAAACCAGAAAGGUAUUUCCACGACCAGUAAGUUGCUUUCACUGGUUUGUACAACAGGAUAAUCAGUGUAUGUUGUCUUCAGUAGUGGUGGAAGAGGAGGAGGUGCUUUCCCACAUGACAGGAAAAUGGAUGAGUCCUUUUGCCCUCAGAGCAGCUUUGAAAAGAGCUGGAGUGAACAUUUUCCCAGCAGAGUACUCUCCCAAGUAUGUCCCUGUGCCCAGGAAGGCUGCCCUGGCAGAAGUGAAGGCCUAUGAGCAGAUGGCUCUGCUUGCAGCUGCUUUUGCUUUUGCUCACAGCAAGUGGAAUGGAGAAGCAGGGCCAGAGCGAGUCGUGUUCAAGGCAAGUGAACAUCUUACAGUGGGUUCUGCCAAAGACAAUGACUGGUCUCUAUAUGUUCAAUGGUGAGAAAGUACAAAACCUCAAGCUCACUGAAACCAGUGAAGCUUUUACUGAAGAGCUGGAAGAAGAGUCUGAAUUUCACUCCACACUCUACCAUAUGCUCAAGGCUUCUGCCAGCAACGAAGCCAUGGAUAAAGUGGAAAGAGCUGGCUUC
Parus major (Great Tit) is the source of this 688-nucleotide messenger RNA. Its product is annotated as protein CASC1-like. Lineage: Eukaryota; Metazoa; Chordata; Aves; Passeriformes; Paridae. Bases 205 to 540 code for a protein of 111 amino acids. The transcript is spliced from 3 exons. Gene Ontology annotation, cellular component: axoneme. The record is from RefSeq and is a predicted model, not a curated record. Gene Ontology annotation, molecular function: beta-tubulin binding; microtubule binding.